This is a messenger RNA of Rattus rattus (black rat), 423 nucleotides long. RefSeq lists its product as uncharacterized. The coding region runs from base 1 to 423 and encodes 140 amino acids. NCBI's taxonomy places the organism in Eukaryota, Metazoa, Chordata, Mammalia, Rodentia, Muridae. The record is from RefSeq and is a predicted model, not a curated record. The transcript has 2 exons.
AUGGCGCCGGGGGCGGUGCGGAGCGGAGCCCGGGAGGCCGGCGGCCGGCGCGGCGCGAUUGGGGGCGGUACCCGGGGGCCAGGCCCACGGGGGCACGGGCGACAGGCACCGGGGAGCGCGAGGGGAGCUAUCUGCGACGCCGGAGGCGCGAGGGUUCGGUGCCGAGUGGGUGCCACCCGGGAUGCGAGCACCGGAGCUCGGUUUCGAGAUCCCGGCCCCGCGCGGCCCCUUACCCGCACCAGCUCAGCGGCCACCGCUUCGGUCCAGCACAGCCUCUCAACCCGGAACCAGCCGAGCCGAACUGCCCGGCGCCCGGGCUCCCUCUCCGCCCCCGCGGGCGGGACCCGAGCCGCUCCGCCCCCGCGGCGGGCGGGGGGAGAGGAGGGGCCUCCAGACCCCGCCUCGCCGCCACUGUGCUCCUGA